AUGACCGAAACUGAUGGGGGGCUUAAGACUGAGGCAGUGCCUUUGAGCCGAAUGGCUACGUCCGUUCGUCAGUACGAUGAAGGUAGCUGCUCGGUGUUGAUCCCACAGGGAGACUUUAACGACUCGGUAACGAAUCCCAUUAUUCAUUUGGAGCAACCACCAAGCAGGCAUAGUCCGUACGACAUGGAGAGCCGAAAGGUUAGCCCCUUUCGUCCCACACCCAGCACUCUCCAUAGGAUGGACACAACAAUUGAUAGCACAAUAGACGCUGAUGCGAAUGAUGAUUCCAUCAGCCUUGUUAGCAGACUGUCUUACUCGAGACGAAGGCGCCGGCGCGACUUUUGUGGUCCGGUGGACGCGGCCGAGGAGGAACGACAACGUCAGGAGUUGGAGAAGGCUCUCAAAAACCUAGAGGAGAUGCAGCGGGAAAACAAGGAGCGGAUGAUGAGAAUUGGCUCCACGAUGGCUAGUACGCAUUCGGCACACACCACUGGUAGAAGAGCGUCAUACGACGAUCAGGGCCCGGAGCAGUACCUUCGCACACAAUCCGUAGGCGUGCAUCUCACUCGCGAGGUUCUGAGGCUUCAGAUGUUCGAGCGUGCGGCAACAUCAUUAACGGUACCGGAUCCCCUCAUGGAAGCAAUUAACUCCUCGCGACGUCAACGGUGCAAGGGAUCUGCUAACAAACUUACAUCGCCCAAGACAAAGCGGAACGGCCUUUGGAUGGCUUCAUCGAACAAAAAGAAUGGGGAGUCUCCAGCUCGGCAGUCUCAGUGUCUGGCGCCGAAUAGUUUAGCAACAUGCGCGUCUGCAGAAAGCUUAUCAGUCAAGAAAGACGUGAAUGCCGGUAAAAACCCGCCAGCGGCGACACAAGUGUUGACUACGUCAAAGGAGUUGACCGCGGAGCAGCAUUAUGGCAACGGGAAGGCCACGGUGGCAAAUGGUGGUGGCCGUGCUAAUAAUGGAAAUAACCGUGGCAUGAAUUCCAGUGUUAGCCCUGCAUCAAGCAAGGACGAUCCACAGGAUCAACUUCUUUCCUCCGCUGGUGACGUUAAGAGUGUUAAGAGAGCAGGAAAUCAAGGAAAGAGGACAGUUGGUGGCGGCAGGCCGUCUUCUGGUCGCCCGAGUGGUCGCUCUUCCUCACCACCUAUUAUUAUUUUAACUGUUGACGCCCGUCGACAUAUGGGGGAGGAGGAUGCGCGGCGUUUGCUCAGCGCCAAACCUUUAGAGGGAUAUGAAUCCCAUUCUCACCUGAGGCACAGUAUGGACACUUCCGUACUGUCUAACACGACUGUAAAGCGAGCUGCGCCGCAUGCGUCAAAAGCUACAGAGCCGUUUGCACCUAUGCCUUCAACCGUCAUAGCAGAGAGAGAAAGUGAGAGCAGAGGGAAAGUCACUCCACCAGAGGUGCGGAGAAAUCGGCAGACCAGCGAGACGCGAACUUCCCCAGUAAGUACCAUUGCACUCACGCCAGCGAGUCAUGCCGAUGGAUUUUUAACGCGAGACGAAGUGAAUCGCAAAAGCGGAAGCGUGCAGCUCCACUUGCAGACCACACAACAACCCCUGACGAAAAAUCAGUCAGCAACGACUACAGCUACGAGUCCACAAGCAGAAAAGAAAAAGAAGGUUUCACAAGCCGGAGUAGCCACGCGCACUCAACAACCGGCUAAGCAGCGUUCCGGGAAAGUUACAAACGCAUCGUUGAAAUCUCCUGGAGGCUCUGCGGGGGAUGGCAAGGUUAAACCAUUGAGAACGCAGAUACAACCGACUGCUGGAACAGCGAGAACGGAGCGUCGCAAUGGGGUUGUGCACAGGUCAUCUUUUCCGCGGACGGGAGUUGAACCACUCACUCAGCAACGAACCAUUAUUAAUUUUGGAAGUAGCCAUAAUCAAACAAGCCCUCUGUCCCACGGUGAAUCGCCUUACCCAAUCUACGACAAGGACGGUCGCCGCGUGAAGAAUUCACAUUACAAACUCGGACAAACUACGGUUACUAAUACUACUACUACUACUGCUACUGCUUCCAACGCCCCUGUGGUUACUGCGACUGCUAAUGCCGCCGUUGUGGCUGUGACCACCGUUCGACAGCGUUCCACAGUUGGGAAUCUUAAGAUUCGUCGGAAAAGUUUCACAUCGUUAUCGCCCACAGCGUCGACGGAACGCGAGUCAAUGCGUCCAUUAGCGACAGAUCGCCCUCAGGCAACUACACUCAACACGGUACGAUGUGUGGCACCCGCUCAACAGCAACCAACGAAACAGUUAGUGCCAUUCUGUACGGAAUGUGGUAAACGUCACCUUGAUGAUAAAGUGAAAUUUUGUGCUUUCUGUGGUCACAAACGUGAAUUGGCUUGA
Molecule: messenger RNA, 2352 nt
Organism: Trypanosoma brucei brucei TREU927
Lineage: Eukaryota; Euglenozoa; Kinetoplastea; Trypanosomatida; Trypanosomatidae
Exons: 1
Coding region: 1-2352 (783 amino acids)
Source: RefSeq, a predicted model, not a curated record